This is a messenger RNA of Aspergillus campestris IBT 28561, 939 nucleotides long. Its product is annotated as putative pathogenicity factor. The record is from RefSeq and is a predicted model, not a curated record. Bases 1 to 939 code for a protein of 312 amino acids. Lineage: Eukaryota; Fungi; Ascomycota; Eurotiomycetes; Eurotiales; Aspergillaceae. The transcript has 2 exons.
AUGACCCCAACCCGCAAACAACCCCCCCGCAAAACCAAACCCAUCCCUAACUUCCCCCCAAUCCCAAUCCCACCCCCCUCCCAUCCCCCCCUCAACACCCAAACCACCCCCAAAUGCGAAUACCCAACAUGCAACCUCACAACAACCACCCCACGACCGCCCCUCCGCAAACUCAUCUCCCACGUCUUCGGCCGCAACAAGACCACCACCAAGCGAAUCCCAGACGAGAUCUGGGUGCACUACUGCCGGAAACACUACCAGCGCGCGCGGUAUAGAAGUCACAACUGGGCGCGGGAGCAGUGUGAGCUGCUGUUGGUUUCGUUGGAUAGGUUGGAGGGGUGGGGGGGUGUGGGUCUUUUUAGGAUUGUGUUGAGGAGGAGGGAGGAUCUUAGGAGGAGGAGGGAGGUGGAGAGGAGGGAGGCUCUUGGGUUGGCUUUGGCUUGUCGGACUGGUGGUGAUGAUGUUCGUGGAGGAGAAGGAGAUGGGGGGGAGGAGGAGGAGGAGGAGGAAUAUCCACUAAGUGAAGAAGAAGGGGGAGAACAACAACAGCAACAACAACACCACGAAGCAGAAGAUACUCCCCAAGAAGAAACACAAGCAGAAGACACCCAAGAAGAGCCCGAACCCGAAUCAAAGAAGCGAAAACAGCGCAUCCAACCCUGCCCCGUCCCAACCUGGCUCGUGAAUUUGACCAAGUCCCCCAAAACAUUCGACGAGAUGCGCGCCAUCAUCCGUGAAUUGAUGGAGCACUUUAAUAAGCUGGAGAAUGAGUUGGAGGACGAGUUGAGGAAGAAUCUGUGGGGGGAGUUGGAGAAGUAUGAGGAGAGGAGGAGGAGGAAUAUGCUGCUGUUUCCGGAUGUGGAGAUCUUGCCUGUUUUUAAGGAUCCUUCUUCUUCUUCUGGUGGAUCUGGGAUUGGCAAUGGGAUUGGGUCUGGUUAA